Molecule: messenger RNA, 3432 nt
Organism: Kwoniella mangroviensis CBS 8507
Lineage: Eukaryota; Fungi; Basidiomycota; Tremellomycetes; Tremellales; Cryptococcaceae
Exons: 18
Coding region: 1-3432 (1143 amino acids)
Biological process (GO): protein phosphorylation
Molecular function (GO): ATP binding; protein kinase activity
Source: RefSeq, a predicted model, not a curated record
AUGACAUCAGUAAAUACGUUGUUCAUCACAACGCCGGUGAUAAGAACUGAUAGUGGUCUGUAUCUCUCCAGUGAACCCGUUACGGCUACAACCGUCAACAAAUUGGCCUCCGCCAUAUCUGAACCUUCUUAUACCGAUUACUAUCAGAAAGAGGUGGCCAAUUUGGAGAAAAUGAUCAAGCCCUUAGACAAAUUCGAAAUCGUGACUGGUUUAGUAGGGGAUAUAGCACGUACAGUAGAAUUGAUCGCUCCGGCAGGUGCAGUUCUGGGGAUGAUCUCGAAAUUCUUCGGAUAUGUGAAAUCUAUUAAGACUAUCAAGUUGGAAGCUUUGGGAUUGGUAAGAUCAUCUGUCGAGACAACCAUUUCCAUUCAGGACUGUCUUGUCACCAUCGAAUUCAAAGUACCUUUGGCAAUGGUAAAAUCUAUCAACAAGUUUUACAAGAUCUCCGAAGAAUGUACCACCACGAUGAGCGGUUUAGUCGAGAGAACCAGCCUUUUCAAAGAAAUACUUCACCGCAAUAAGUAUAGAGACAUGGUGAAAUAUAUGCAAGCCAAAUUAGGGGAUGCCAAAUCUGACUUUAUCCAAUGUGGCAUUCUCAUCAACUGUUCAUACAGUUACAAGCAAUCGUCGAUCUUCAACGAUAACAAUUUAGGUGUGACCGCGCAAUCAGAUGACUUCAUCUUGACGAACGCUCUUGUGAAUGCUCUGCAGCUCAACAAUGACAAUUUGAGUGACUAUCUAGGCAUCAACCAGUUGACGAUACAAGAGAUGAUCUCCCUUCGGGCAAUCCUUCAAGCUCGACGCACUUCCGCAGGGACAAGCUCAUUGACAACUCGCCCGACAAGUCCUGCCGAUCAACGUUCAACUGCCAGCCCUCGCACGGGUUCAACCCAACAAUCUGCAACUCAUCAAAUUUAUAUGGUGUUGGGAAUCAGGUACGAUAAAGCUGAUUCGCCUGGUCUCAACGGUAACGUCACCGAGGACGGUGCUGAAGAAAACAGCAGCCCUCCUAGAGGAUAUGCCAAGUAUGCGGAAGGGCCAGCGAGCCACGGCUAUAAGUGGAAUGGAAAAGGCAGUGCAAUUUACAUCUUUCCGUGUUUGCAUAUCCUCUCGCAAAGAAUUUCCACAGAUUCCACAGAAUUGGAAACGACGUCCAGAGAGGGGGGAAUCGAUGAGAUCGGGUUGAUCAAAGAACGCCUUCUGGGCUCACACGCUGAGAAAAGAUCAACAUCUGAAGUCUGGAAAGGGUCAUACCUGGGUAAAGCAGUUCGUAUCAAGAGAUUAGACUGGCUUGAUCAUGUUCCCGGAGCCACUACAGAAACCUUGUCGUCCGUCCGGCAAGUCUAUUUGAAGCAAAUACAACUUUUGAAGACCAUGACAUCAAGCCCUUUCAUAAUGCGCUUCGUCGGAGCUAUAGGUCCCACGGAAGGUUCCAGUCAAUGGAGCAUUGUUAGCGAGUAUAUGCCACAUGGUGAUGUUCUCGCCUACCUCGGUUCCGAAGCUGGCCGACAGGCAGAUCGUGUAGUCCUGGCCUAUCAAGUAGCUCAAGGCUUGGAGCAUUUACAUAACCAGCAAAUCAUUCAUGCCAACCUUACCCCCUCAACGCUUACAACCCAAAAGAACGCGCCUUUCAUAGCACCUGAAGUGGUAGCAGGUGGGUCUGCUACUGAAUUAAGCGACGUUUUCGCUUUCGGGAAGACUGCUUUCCAGAUCUUGACAGGAGUGGCUCCCUCCAAGCCCCAUGUCUGGCCGCAGAGGGGUCCUUACAGAUAUAAUCGAUCCUGGGCGUCUCACAACACCGUCACUAUAUACGAGUUUCUCAGUCGAUGUUUCGCCGAAAAGCCUCAACAUCGUUUUGCCAUUAGACAAAUCUUGGGUAUCAUGGAGAAGAUCGGAAUGACCCGCAUGAGUGAUACCAAGGACUUCACUCCGUACAGCAUGAAGAUCCGUCUGAAAUGGUGGGAAACAACUGUAGCUGUGCACGGCGCGAAGACUCUUCCUGGUCUCUCAGACGCUCAACGACAUGCACUGUCUAGCAAGAUAGACACUUUAAAAUCUGAAUUCAAAGAUCCAAACAAUCAAGAGCUCGACUCCAAUUAUUCGAACGCAGAGCCUUCUUAUGUCAAUCAUGGAUUGUUCAAGAGAAUGCCCGAAGUCUUAUUGACGAGUUUGCCUGCCUUUCGGGCAAAUUGUUACACAUCGUACUUUCUGGUUGACGAUACCGUCGAGUUGUAUACUCUUUUACAAUACGUGGGAAACCAAAUGUCUACUGACUCUCCCGCGGACUGGCUGCUUGCUUACGAAGUUGCCUCAAGACGACUAGUGGACAACAUCGAGAUUCUGAGGACAGUCUCAGCCUGCGAUACUUAUGUACAGCUCAUAUUCUGGGAAAUUCUUCAUGAAGUCAUGUGGGCUUCGCGCAUUCUUACCUGCCAGCGUCUUGUGGAGCUUCGAAAUCGCACAGGUGGUGGUUUUCAGAGCUCCAACGACCAGUCCAGGAAGUUCUGGGACUCUUUAUGCACUUUGACAGCAGAUAGGAAAUUGUGCGACUCGAUACUUGUGGCACAACUGCUUCGACGAGGUAAAGACGCUGGAUCGUGUGAGCUACUUCUUGGGGGACGCUUUCCAAAAGAUAACCUCCAUCUUCUCGGUUGUGUGCUGAGCUGUGAAGAGUUCAAGUCGGAAGACCCGAAACCUACCGGAUUCCAAGGUCGACUGGAGGAUUAUCCCAAAUGGUCUUCUCCCAUUCUUACGAUGCUAGGUGAUUUGGACGCUAGAGCAUCGCAUGGUGAAAGAUUGGUUCUGUCUGAAUCGACAGCGAUGGAAAGAGAAGAACCGUUACUACCUAAGCAAGAAAGAGAGAUCCUCGCACUUGUACGAGGAGACGAUUUCAUGACUUAUCACGAGAGUUUACAGGAUGCUUGGGACCUUUGUUCAGCACAUAUCAUUGAGUAUGAAUCUGGAUUUGGGGGAUCCCAAUUUCCCAGCCUCGAUAAACAAGCUCUUGAAUCGACGACCAUACUCAAUGAGGAUGACCAAGAAGCUACGGGAUUACCGAGUAAUAUCCCAGACAAGGCUCCAGCCAAGAUCCCGAUAGAUCCAGGCUUUAGGUUCCGCACAACGAAGGAUCAGUCUCUCGAAUCCCGUCGGCCUCAAGGUCUCUCUCCUGGGGAAACAGCUCUGGAUGAGGACCUAUGCGAGACCGACGAGGCAAAGCAGAAGGCAAAGGCUAUUCAAGAGAUGUGGGGGACUUUAUGGCAAGAACAAGAACCGUCUACUCGACCUGAAACAUCAUCCACAGCACCAACGGCAUGGCAAUCAGCAGUACCAAUGGCAUCGCGCAUCGCCGCUUCCCCCGACGAUACGAAGGAUGAUGCACAGUCUGGCGUACCACUUUUUUGGUAUACUCCGUCUGCGCGGUGGGUUAAUUAG